Messenger RNA from Ipomoea nil (Japanese morning glory), 742 nucleotides. RefSeq names its product GEM-like protein 7. Lineage: Eukaryota; Viridiplantae; Streptophyta; Magnoliopsida; Solanales; Convolvulaceae. The record is from RefSeq and is a predicted model, not a curated record. The transcript is spliced from 3 exons. Bases 65 to 736 code for a protein of 223 amino acids.
AUCUUCUUCUUCUUCUGUAGCAGACAUUGCAGAGGGUGAAAGAACUUGAAGCAAGCUGGGGAAGAUGAAUCCACUGUUAGAUGUAAGAAUUCCAAUCUGCUCUGCAGUUUCCUCAUUUGGGAAGUCACAGAAAAGGCUUCUGGCUUGCCAUGGACCCCAAUGCCAUGCCCUGGCUUUGUCAAAUGAACCUUCAAAGAUCAGAUUCAGUAGUAGAGCAGAUUCAGUGGCUCACAAGAUGAAUAAAUUUGCACAAGGCAUCCGAGAACACGUGAAAUUAGGAGACAAGAUUACUGAAACUGUAAAAGGGAAGUUGAGCCUUGGCAAGAAAAUUCUCCAAGUAGGUGGAGUUAGCAAAAUCUUCAAGUGGAAUUUCAAUGUUAAGGAAGGUGAAGAGCUUCUAAAGACUUCUCAGUGCUAUCUAUCAACAACAUCAGGUCCCAUUGCAGGCCUUCUCUUCAUCUCCACUGACAAGAUUGCUUUCUGUAGUGAAAGAUCCAUUAAGCUUUCUUCUUCUUCUUCUUCUUCGAGUGGGAAAUCGCUAAGAGUUCGUUACAAAGUCAUGAUCCCACUUAGAAAAAUAAAGAGUGCGAACGAGAGCCGUAAUGAGAAGAAACCAUCACAGAAGUACAUACAAGUAGUUACUGAGGACAAGCAUGAGUUCUGGUUCAUGGGAUUUUUAAAUCAUCAAAGAACAUUGAAACAUUUUAAGGAGGCAAUAUAUCAGACCCAGUGCUAGGAUGUG